AUGUUGGUUCAAUCAAAUGGUCCUAUGAUUGCUGGAAGUGGAGAUAUUGAGAAAUUUUGUAAGAACGAAUUAUAUCCUAAAGAAGUAGUAUAUUCUACAAACGCCAAUACUAACUCGGAGUUAGAAAAAUUUUGGAAGUUAGAGACGAUUGAUAUUCAAAAAUCAUCUCAAGAUGAUGAUGAUGAUCAAGCUUUAAAGCAUUUCAAACGAACCAUCAUCAAGCAGGGUGGAAGAUAUCAGGAUGAGGUAGGCGUUAUUCAUUACUUACCACAUCAUGAAGUAUUAACUCCUAGUAAAUCAACAACUAAAUUAAGAAUAGUAUAUGAUGCCUCAGCACAUCACAAAGGUUUUAAAAGCUUAAAUGAAGUACUACAUCGAGGUCCAGUAAUGCUACCGGAUUCAGUUGGAGUAAUAUUACGUUUUCGGAUGAUGAAAAUAGUAAUAACCGCUGAUAUCGAAAAGCAUUUUUACAACUAG
This is a messenger RNA of Brugia malayi, 477 nucleotides long. RefSeq lists its product as uncharacterized. Bases 1 to 477 code for a protein of 158 amino acids. The record is from RefSeq and is a predicted model, not a curated record. The transcript is spliced from 2 exons. Lineage: Eukaryota; Metazoa; Nematoda; Chromadorea; Rhabditida; Onchocercidae.